AUGCAUUUAAAAAUUGCAUUGGUCUCCUGCUUUUUAGCAAUUUGUUAUUCCGAAAAACCCUACGCCGGCUUACGACCUUCACUAUCUCGUUUUUAUACUCGCGUUGUUGGUGGCAGCGAUGCCAGUAAAGGUGAGUUCCCACAUCAAAUCUCAUUGCAAUGGGGAUAUCCACCAGUUUUACGUCACUUGUGCGGCGGAAGUAUUCUGAACAACGAAUGGAUUCUAACGGCCGCUCAUUGCCCAUUAGCAGUCUCCGGCAAUUUGUAUGUUAAAGCUGGAAAGCAUUUGAUACACAGUGUCGAGCAAAGCGAGCAGGACUCUAAGGUCGAAAAAAUCUUUGUUCAUGAGAAAUAUCCAAGUGGUGUAUCGCCAUACGACAUCGCACUGCUAAAGCUGAAAACGCCUUUCGUCUUUGAUAAUUUUACACAACCAAUUAGGCUACCACAAAAAAACAAAUCCGUUAACGGUGAGGUGAUACUCUCCGGCUGGGGUUCUACCUCGAAUUCUAGCAUACCUUCAAUGCCUAAUACUUUGCAAAAGGUGGCUUUAAGUAUUGUUGAUCUAAAUACAUGCAGAGAAGCCUUAGAGUCGCUCAUUGGAUGGACGCCCCUCCACGCAACAAAUAUUUGCACUGGUCCCUUAACGGAAAAUCUCUCGGCUUGCAGUGGUGACUCUGGUGGUCCAUUGAUUAAAAGUGAAUCUGAUGGAAGUACUGAAGUAAUUGGAAUUGUUUCCUGGGGAAUCAUACCCUGCGGUACAAUUGGAGCUCCAUCGGUUUAUACCAGAGUAUCGGCUUACAUCGACUGGAUCGAGUCAAUUAUAAAUAAUAAUUAAGAGUAAAGAACUGUUUUAAGAUGUUGUUUGUAAAAUGUCAUAGGUUGAAAAAAAAAGUUUUUCAUUUUCAACAUGUGAU
Molecule: messenger RNA, 913 nt
Organism: Ceratosolen solmsi marchali
Lineage: Eukaryota; Metazoa; Arthropoda; Insecta; Hymenoptera; Agaonidae
Product: trypsin-1-like
Exons: 4
Coding region: 1-834 (277 amino acids)
Biological process (GO): proteolysis
Molecular function (GO): serine-type endopeptidase activity
Source: RefSeq, a predicted model, not a curated record